Thyridium curvatum is the source of this 1194-nucleotide messenger RNA. RefSeq lists its product as uncharacterized. The record is from RefSeq and is a predicted model, not a curated record. The transcript is spliced from 3 exons. Bases 1 to 1194 code for a protein of 397 amino acids. Gene Ontology annotation, molecular function: RNA binding; RNA helicase activity; ATP binding. NCBI's taxonomy places the organism in Eukaryota, Fungi, Ascomycota, Sordariomycetes, Thyridiales, Thyridiaceae.
AUGGCUACCGACAAGGGACUCGAGGACGUCCCCGAGGGACAGAUCGAGUCCAACUAUGACGAGACCGUCGACUCUUUCGACGAGAUGAACCUGAAGGCCGAGCUCCUUCGCGGUGUCUACGCCUAUGGCUUCGAGCGCCCUUCUGCUAUCCAGCAGCGCGCUAUCAUGCCCGUCAUUAAGGGCCACGAUGUCAUUGCUCAGGCCCAGUCCGGUACUGGCAAGACCGCUACUUUCUCCAUCUCUGUUCUGCAGAAGAUCGACCCCAACAUCAAGCAGUGCCAGGCUCUCAUUCUUGCCCCCACCCGUGAGCUGGCCCAGCAGAUCCAGAAGGUCGUCGUUGCCAUUGGCGACUUCAUGAACGUUGAGUGCCACGCCUGCAUCGGCGGUACCAGCGUCCGCGACGACAUGAAGGCCCUCCAGGACGGUCCUCAGGUCGUCGUCGGUACCCCCGGCCGUGUCCACGACAUGAUCCAGCGCCGUUUCCUGAAGACCGACUCGAUGAAGAUGUUCGUUCUCGACGAGGCUGAUGAGAUGCUGUCCCGUGGCUUCACGGAGCAGAUUUACGACAUCUUCCAGCUGCUGCCUCAGUCCACCCAGGUCGUCCUCCUCUCUGCCACCAUGCCCCAGGACGUCCUUGAGGUCACCACCAAGUUCAUGCGCGACCCCGUCCGCAUUCUGGUCAAGAAGGACGAGCUCACCCUCGAGGGUAUCAAGCAGUUCUACAUUGCUGUUGAGAAGGAGGAGUGGAAGCUCGACACCCUCUCCGAUCUCUACGAGACGGUCACCAUCACCCAGGCUGUCAUCUUCUGCAACACCCGCCGGAAGGUCGACUGGCUCACUGAUAAGCUCACUGCCCGCGACUUCACCGUCUCUGCCAUGCACGGCGACAUGGACCAGGCUCAGCGUGACCUGAUUAUGAAGGAAUUCCGGUCCGGCUCCUCUCGUGUCCUCAUCGCCACCGACCUUCUGGCUCGUGGUAUCGAUGUCCAGCAGGUCUCGCUGGUUAUCAACUAUGACCUGCCUGCCAACCGUGAGAACUACAUCCACCGUAUCGGCCGUGGUGGUCGUUUCGGCCGAAAGGGUGUUGCCAUCAACUUCGUCACGGCUGAGGAUGUCCGCAUGAUGCGCGAGAUUGAGCAGUUCUACAGCACUCAGAUUGAGGAGAUGCCUAUGAACGUUGCCGACCUCAUUUAA